This is a messenger RNA of Trichomycterus rosablanca, 1629 nucleotides long. Its product is annotated as Alpha-1,3-mannosyl-glycoprotein 4-beta-N-acetylglucosaminyltransferase B-like. Gene Ontology annotation, biological process: protein N-linked glycosylation. NCBI's taxonomy places the organism in Eukaryota, Metazoa, Chordata, Actinopteri, Siluriformes, Trichomycteridae. The transcript has 16 exons. Gene Ontology annotation, molecular function: acetylglucosaminyltransferase activity. The record is from RefSeq and is a predicted model, not a curated record. The coding region runs from base 1 to 1629 and encodes 542 amino acids. Gene Ontology annotation, cellular component: endoplasmic reticulum; Golgi stack; endoplasmic reticulum-Golgi intermediate compartment.
AUGAGAUGCCACGACAGAUUUGUUGUUCUCACCUGCCUACUAUGUGGUGGGUUUCUAGUCCUGACCUCCUGGUACACUACCUCCUGGUACACCACCGAACAAGAGGGACUAGACCAAUUCCAGGACCUCUACAUGAGGCUGAUGAUAGCUGAGCAACAUGGAGAGGUCGUAUCACACAAACUGCUUCAACUGCUGAAAAACAUCACAGUGACUACUAAUUCCACUACUGACAACCCAUUAGGUAAAUCUACACAAACAUCCAUGAAUAUAAAUCCAUACAUAUACUUUAUUAUUUGUGCGCUUCUGUACCUGCCACACCUAGGAGAGCACCGUGACAGCCUGGAGCCCAACAUUCACCUGGGACAGGGACGCACCGGAGUGUCACUGGUGUUAGGGGUCCCCACGGUGCAAAGACCAAAGGACAGUUAUCUAAUGACCACAUUAAGCUCUCUUGUCUACGACCUCUCACCUGAACAGAGGGCGGACCUAAUCAUUAUCGUUCUUGUAGCAGAGACAAACAGUGAGUUUUUAAACAGCGUGGCAGCCAGCAUUCAGAGAAAUUUUCCAGAGGAAGUGAAAUCUGGGCUGAUUGAAGUAAUUUCACCCUCUCAAUACUACUAUCCAGACUUUACCAACCUGAAGGCAACCUUUGGCGACUCGAAAGAAAGAGUCCAAUGGAGAACCAAGCAGAACCUGGACUACAGUUUCCUUAUGAUGUAUGCUCAGCAUAAAGGUGCAUACUAUAUUCAGCUGGAAGACGACAUUGUUGCUAAGUCAGGGUACAGUGAGGCUAUAAAGGCCUAUAUCAGUACUGUGAGAAGUCAGAAGUGGUUGUUCCUGGAGUUUUCUGCACUGGGCUUUAUUGGAAAGCUUUUUCAAGCUUCAGACUUGCCAACUGUUGUGGAGUUUUUUCUCAUGUUUCACAAGGACAAGCCCAUUGACUGGCUGCUGGAUCACAUCCUCUGGGUCAAAAUGUGUAACCCAGAAAAAGACUUUAAACACUGCAAUAAUGAAAAGGCCAAAAUGAAGCGCACCUACAAACCCUCCCUGUUUCAGCAUGUGGGUCUGCAUUCAUCUCUGCCCGGCAAAGUACAGAAGCUGAAAGAUAAAGACUUUGGAAAACAGCCCCUGUUUAAGCCCCACCCAAACCCAUCUGCUGUGUUGAAGAGCAGCCUGAAGGUUUAUCAGGUCCACUCUCUGGACAGGGCUUAUAGAGGACAAGACUUCUUUUGGGCUCUGACACCCUCCAAAGAAGACUACAUCCUUAUCACAUUCAACCGACCGCAGAACGUCAAUGGGUACCUUUUCAGAAGUGGAAAUAUUGAGACAAAUUCAGAUAAGUUUUACAACACUACUGUGGAGGUGCUACCAAGUGACGUUGCAGUAAGAGAGACUGGGGAGAAAGGACUGCUCCAGUGUUGUAGACAUUCCUCAGAUGGCUUCGUAGUAGUAGGCUCUUUUUUAAAUGGAAUAGCAAAAGGUCAGAUUGCCCCGGAGCUGCAUAAGGUAGCUGCCAUGCGUAUGACUGUUCAUUCCAACUUAGAAUCCUGGGUCAUCCUAAGUGAGCUGUUUAUCGAAAUUCAAAUCCGAAAACGGAGAUCCAAGGGCUUGCAGACCCCUGUUGGCUGA